CUCUUCGUUUUCCCGCGGUACCUGAUUGCAAUAUUGCCCAAGAGGCCCAGAGAGCUUCACUUCCAUGGCUUCUCCUCCUUCAUCAACUCAAAUCUCCGGCGGCAGAUCUCAUUUCAAGCCUACCGUAACUCUCUACGAUUGGUGGCUCAUCAAAUCCGAAGAGAAAGAUCAAGAGACACGGCUUGCUGUUGCCGGCGUCUCUUCCCGGCUAGAGAUUCCCCGGAGAGUGUUUAACUCUGCGCCCAUAACUAAAAGCCACGAUGUUUUCACCCUAGAGACAACCGAUGGAGUAUGCGUCAUUCUUGGAGGGCUUAUUAACAAGCAGCAGACUGUUGCAAAUGGGUUUUCUGAGGAGAUCGCCAAGCGUUUCCAAUUAGGCUUUUAUCCAGGCUGGGAAAAAGGUGUUGCAGAGUUCUUGGGAGGAGACUCUAACACUGCUGGUGUUUCUGUUAGGAUAUCUGAUUCGGGUUCACAAGGUGAAGGCAAAAACAAUUGCAGCCCAACUUCUGGGCAUUCUUCUCAAGAAGAAACUCAAACUCCAUAUGGGCGUAUUGGAUCAAUUUAUUUUCAGUGGUUUGGUAGAUCAAAGAGUCAGGAAAGCAAUCAGAAGAACCCAAUGUCUGCAUGCUCUAUGAAGCAAAAGAGUACUAAAUUGCCCCCAUCAUCAGAUGCCUUUGAGAGUGUAGGAGGAGUACCAUCUAGUGCAGCUGUUAAAUCAGGGGGGCAAAUGAACAAAGUGGAGAGAUGUCCGAGAAAUUCUGCACGCAGAGUGAGCAGAUUAUUGUCAGAGUUUAUGAGUAAAUGGACGAAUCAGCAGAUUGGUAAUGGUUUGAACAAGACAACAGACUCUGUUCUGACAGUAUCUAAAACUGUGAAGCAUUCCUUACAAAAUGAUAAACGUGAAGUUGGAGCGAAAGCGGCCGCAGGCGCAAAAAAAUUUAGUCCAACUUCUAUGCAUCAUUCUCUAGAAGAAGGCUCACCUGAGCAAGUGUCUUGUAAAGACAUGCGUGAUGCUGAGUUUCUGAAACUGUUGUCUUCAAAGAUUUCCUUGGAUAACCAUGCCGUCGAGGAGGAAACAUACAAAGAGGAUUUCAGACCAAUUGGUUUGCAGUCUGUUGGGACAUCGGAGGUUCUAGAAGAAAGCGAGAAGACUUCAGUAUCCACAAUCAAGCAUAGUAGUGCACACUGUAGUCAUUCAACAGAUGCAGGUGCAGUAGCAUCAGGUGUAACCAUUCCGUUUGCUGGUGAAAUUGAUGUAUCAAUGAUACAUCUGAGAAAUUCUGGAGGCAGAGUAUUUGGAGAUUCGUCGAUAAUUACAAGAACCAAAGGUAAGAUGGGGGAAAUUGUUUGGAAUGGAUUGAACUCUGGACAAAAUACAGUGGACUCUGUACCAGCAGUUGAAACAGUGAGCAAUACUUCACAAAAUGUGGACUGUGAAGGAGGAGGGAGACAUAAGUUUGAAUCGUUUCUCUCUUGUUGUGAAAGGGCUCUAGGGGUAAUCAACAUUCCAACUUUUAUGCAUUUUUCUCACGAAACUCCUAAUGAAAAGGUCCAGUGUGAAGAUCGGCUUGAUCACGCUGAUGUUGAAGUUCCAAACCAGAUUUCUACAAACCUGUCCUCGGAGAGCACCAUUGAUGAUAAAAAAGUUGAUGAUUUAAUGAAACAUGCUGCUGAAAUGGAAUUGGACGUGGGGAAUGCUGGAUUAUCUGAAUUUAAUUCUGUCGAGGGACCACAGACGAGAGAAGUAAUUGAGAAGAAUACAGAAUCUGAGCCUGUGUCAGAAGCCCUUGAGAUCCAAGACAGAGCAGUUGAUGCAAAUGCUCAGUCAGGUGGAAAAAUGGAUAUAUCAGAUUUAUCCCCUAGCAAGUUUGCAGGCAGAGUGUCCCAACUGUUCUCAGGAAUUCUAAGGAGAAAAGGGAAGAAGCAAGCAGUCGGCAAUGGAUUGAACUCUGAAACAAAUACAAUCAAUUCUGUUCCAGCAGUUUCUGGGAUUGUGAGCAACCCAUUAGAAAACGAUAAUUGUGAAACAGUAGGAAAUGGGAUGCCCCAUCCUUCAGAUUCUGAACGUCAAGAACCAGUGGAUGUGAAUGUGGUGAGGAAACUGGAUUUUGAUUUUGUAGAAGGUGAUAUGCAGCAGACUUUUAACACAAAAGAGGGACAGGAUUUUGGAAAUGUUACCACUGAAGUUGGAGAAGAAGAGAGUGGUGCUAACGAAGAAAACAAAUUUAGGAAGAGAAACAUGAGAAAAGUAACCAUUGAUACACAAGAAAUUCAUUUCAGUCCAGAGACAGAGGCAAAUAUACAAGAAAAGGUGGGGUUGAACCAGAAAAAACACAUGACUCCUACUUUCGAGGAUAAGAAGAAAAAAGAUGGAACUCCAGUGGUGAACAAGAAAAGCAAGGUAUCUCUGUCUACUUUGCAGGUGACCAAGAAAACAAGGUUAACUCCUUCAACCCUAGAGGUGAAGAGUAACAAAGAGUUAUCUUUCUCCACUCCAAAGGUGAACACAAAGAAAAGAAAGGUAUCUCCUUCCUUGGAAGGGAGCAAGAAAAGAACGCCAACUCCUUUGACACUAAAGGUGAACAGUAUAAAAAAGGUAUCUCAUUCCACUCCAAAGAUUAAUACAAAGAAAAGAAAGGCAUCUUCUUCAAUGUCGGAGGUGAGCAAGAAGAAUAAGUUGAGUCCUUUGACUUUGGCGGUUUAUAAUAGUAAGGAGGCAUCGUUUUCCACUCCGAAGGUGAACAUGAAAAUUAUUUCUCCAGAAUCUUUGAGUGCCGGACGGUCAAGAUCAGGGAGACUACUGCUGCCUCCCUUGGAAUUCUGGCGCAAUCAGACAGCAAUUUAUGACAAGGACCAUGGGGUUAUUGGGAUUGAGGAAGAGCUACCAACAGUAACACCUUCAAGAGGCAGUACAUCUGAGCCCCCAAAAAGAAAAGCCAACAGAGGUUGAUUUCUUGGCGAAGCUCUAGCUUGUUUCUUAUUUUGAGCAAGUGUAGUGUUCACUAUAAGCUGAAUGUAGUAUUAGUUAGAGUUCAAAUUAUACCCUGAAUAGCAUGAGCAAUAGACUUCCACACAGUCGGCAGGGCAGCACAAGAAUCUCAAGGACUUGGUGUAUAAUGAUAGUUCAGGGCACAAACCGUCAUUAUUGACGAAUGUUCACAAUAGAGGGAGAUACGGGAUGUAUAUGUGUAUGUUCGAGUGUUUUGGCAAAAGGAAUGCUGAAGUUGCUUAAAGAGUCUUUUAUCUUUUUUUUUGUAUAUUCUUUUAAAUUCAGUAGGUUUUUGUAUAUUUUUCGUAUAUUCUUUUUAAUUUAGUAGGUUUGGGUAAAACAACCUUGAUAUCAAAUUGCUUUUGUGAAUGCUAACCUCGUUAAUCACGAAAAUUUAG
Argentina anserina (silverweed cinquefoil) is the source of this 3387-nucleotide messenger RNA. RefSeq lists its product as uncharacterized. The transcript is spliced from 11 exons. Bases 65 to 2950 code for a protein of 961 amino acids. The record is from RefSeq and is a predicted model, not a curated record. Lineage: Eukaryota; Viridiplantae; Streptophyta; Magnoliopsida; Rosales; Rosaceae.